This is a messenger RNA of Microthlaspi erraticum, 510 nucleotides long. Lineage: Eukaryota; Viridiplantae; Streptophyta; Magnoliopsida; Brassicales; Brassicaceae. The record is from the annotation of a GenBank genome assembly.
AUGGCUCUUCUCAGACAUUCGAAUUCGAGCCUCCACAUUUUGAUUCUCGCUUUGUCUUUCACCAUCCGUAGUUUCCUCCUCGUCGAAUCACAACAACAACCUCCGAUUCCGCAAUCUCCGCCACCGCCUCCGCCUCCGCCUCCACCACCACCACCUUCACCACCGCCACCAACACCACCACCUCCACCACCGCCGCCACCUCCUCCGCCACCACCACUUACCAAUGCGACCGUGGAAACAGGCAUUCCUCCACCGCCUCCUGUCACCGAGAUAACCGAGCCUCCAUCAUCGCCUCCUCCAGCACCGGAGCCGCAGCCGAAGUCAGAGCCCCUUCCACCGCUUCCUGAGCAAGAGCCACGGCCAGCGGAGGAAUCGAAGAGAGGUGGAUUAAACAAAGGGAAGACAGUGGGGAUAGUGUUUGUUGGGUUAAUAGCAAUGCUGCAGAUCUUCGUUGUUGCCUUCUUGGUUUUCAAGAGAAAGCAACUUCUCAGACAGAAAGACACUCACUGA